This is a messenger RNA of Physella acuta, 3781 nucleotides long. Its product is annotated as serine/threonine-protein phosphatase 6 regulatory ankyrin repeat subunit A. Lineage: Eukaryota; Metazoa; Mollusca; Gastropoda; Physidae. Gene Ontology annotation, molecular function: protein binding. The record is from RefSeq and is a predicted model, not a curated record.
GAGCUACGUCAGCAGGUAUACAUGGUCAGCACACUACACACUUCGACACACGUUGGCUGAUGUUUUGUGGGAACUCGCAGCUAGCACAGUCGCAGCCAUAAAGUCAAAGCUACCACAGUCACAGCCAUAAAGUCAAAGCUAGCACAGUCAGUCGCAGCCAAGAGGACUUAUCAAUAAGAUUGUAUGGAGCCAGAGACAAACAUGGGGCGGGAGACACCCGCCAUGCUGAGUGCUAUCGUAGAAAAACUGCAAAAGCAGGCCGAUGGCCAGCCAGACGAUGGUCAACUGGGCGACGACCAGCCGCCAAGGUCAGCGUCCAGAGCAGCCAGCAUGGCGCGCGAGAGGUCACUGCUGGGCGAGUCGGACCACAUCCUCAGCAAAUACAAGAAGAGCGACGAGGAGCUGAUGAAAGAGUUUCUCAAGCGGAGCUCCAUGGACGACUCGGACAAGAACGAUCUGACCCCGCUCAUCUGCUGCGCCCUGCAGGGCAAGCUCGAGCUGCUGACCAAGCUGCUGGAUGUGGGCGCCGACAUGAACGCCCCCAACGGUGCUGGCACAACGCCCUUGAUCGCAGCGGCCGCCGCCCACCACGAGCAUGUAACACGAGUCCUGCUACAGAAUGGGGCCAAGGUCAAUCUGGUGGAUGCGCGCGGCAACAGUGCACUGAUGAUUGCCGUGCUUGCCGGGAGUCACGUGACCUUGCUACUGGAACACAAGGCCGACAUCCACGUCCGUAACGUUAGCGGUCAGUCAGCGCUCAUGCUUGCCGCAUACAAGGGCUCAGCGGAUGUGGUCAGCUUGCUGAUCCAGCAGGGGGCGCUGGUCAACCAGCGGGACCACAAGGGCUGGACGCCCCUCAUGUUCAGCGCCCAGUACAACGAGCACUCCACCAUCUCGGUCCUCUUAAGUCACGGUGCUGACGUCAACAUGUGUGACGUCACCGGUGCCACUGCCCUGCAUAUCAGCGCGGGUAACGGAAGUCUGGAAACGGUGGAGCUGCUACUCCAGGCUGGGUCAGAGGUCAACCACGUGGACAAAAGGGGCAGCACCGCCCUCAUGCAAGCCUGCUGUGGAGAUAACCUGACUUGUGUGAAGAAACUUCUGGAGGCCAAAGCCCUGCCCAACACAACGGACGGCACUGGAGCUUCAGCCCUGCAUCUAGCUGCAGCCAUGGGCUACACGGACAUCGUGCAGGAGCUGUUGCUAGCUAACGCCGACGUCAACUUGACUGACGAUGACGGCAACAGCCCGCUCAUAUCUGCCUGCAUGAACGGACAUGCGGACAUUGUCCAGGCCCUGCUGGCCGCGGGAGCAGACGAGCAGGUCAUCAACUACAGGCGGGAGACAGUUCUCUCCCUUGCCCUCGGCCUGAACCUGCAGGACAUUGUGCAGACAGUGCUCAGCUCUAGAGUCACAGCAGGGGCCUACCCGUUAGUCAACUUUAAGGGGGAGGGCGGUGUCAGCCUGCUGGACUUGGCGGCACGUGCAGGCAGUGCCGAGAUGGUCAGCUUGCUGCUCGCACACGGCGCUGAGGCCGCGAGCCCAGAGCGGAAAGUUGGCGCCACGCCGCUCAUGUACGCGGUCACGUGUGGCAAGCUCGCCGUCGUCGAGAUCCUUCUUAAGGCGGGGUCCCUGGUCAACGCCAUCGACGUCAGCGGGAGCACCGCCCUAAUCAAGGCCGCCCUACGGGGUCUCGCGCCAACCGUUAACUCGCUUCUAGCCGCAGGCUCCUCAGCUGGUGCCUCUAACGACCGGGGUAGGACAGCGGCCAUGUGUGCGGCCUACGGUGGAUUCGAAGACAUUCUUAAUAUGCUCCACCGUAGUGGCGCCUCCUUAGAAGACGUGGAGUCGGAGGGCUGGAACUGCCUAAUGAUAGCAGCCCACAAAGGUCACGUGGACGUGGUCAGAUUUCUCCUGGAGAGCCAAGUCUCAGUCAAUCAGGUCAUGAACAAAGGCCGCUCCGCCCUGGCCCUAGCAUCGGAGCACGGCUACACGGCAGUUGUUGAGAUGCUGCUGAACAACGGCGCAGACAUAAACAAGGCGGACGUGGAGGGGGACACGCCCCUGAUUCUCGCCACCCUCAGAGGCCACAUCAAAACGGUGAAGCUGCUCAUACAGCACGGGGCAGAGGUGGACCGCUGCAACAAAGACGGCCACACGGCCCUGUACGUUAGCGCCCGCGAGAACCUGAAGAAAAUCGUCGACGUCCUGGUGGAGGCAGGGGCGGACAUCAACAGGAGGAGCAAGAAAGGAUUCUUUCCCCUGAUGGCGGCCACACAAAGCGCGGACGUGGAGUUGGUUCAACUUCUGCUCAGCUAUGGCGCAGACGUCAACACAGUGGACAGGAAAGGCCGGACUGUCUUGAUGGUGUCUGCGAACUGUGGGCAGACGCCGCUGGUGCAGCUGUUUCUUGCCAGCGGUGCUGACGUGGAUCUGGCCUGCUAUGACGGCUGGACUGCUCUAAUGUACAGCUGCCAGCACGGGUUCACCGAGUGCAUGAAACUUCUGCUCGACAACAAGGCCAAGGUCAACAUCAGCGACAACGAAGGCAACUCCGCUCUGUGCAUCUGCGCGGCCAACGGUUUCCUCAAGGCGCUCCGUCUGCUCAUCGUGUUCGGGGCAACAGCACAAACGCAGAACAGGUCUGGGCGCAGCCCGCUCAUCCUGGCCACGUACAACGGUUUCUUGGACAUUGUCCAGUACUUGCUGCGUAAAGGAGACGCCAGGAAGACGUGUGAGUUUGUGGACAAGGAGAGGGGUGACACGGCCCUGAUCAUAGCCGCAAGGAGAGGUCACGCCGACAUUGUCAGCACGCUGAUUCAAAGCCGGGCCAACGUCAACGCUGAAAACAGGAAGCUGCAAACUGCGCUGUCCGUGGCUGCCAGGUACGGCAGGGAGGAGAUCGUGGCGGAGCUCAUCAGCAGCGGUGCGGAUGUCAACGUGCAGGACCUGCACGGCCACACUGCCCUCAUGCUGGCCGUGUCUGCUGGCACGCUGUCCACCCUACAGGCGCUCAUCAGUGCCGGGGCUGACAUCCACAAGGCAAACAACAGAGGGGAGACGGCCUUGACCUUCGCGGCUAGACACGGACAGUUGGCUGCGGCUCAGCUCCUGCUGGAAAAAGGCGCUGCCGCAGAUACCCGAGACACUGAGGGGAACACGCCCAGGUCGGUGGCCAGGUCUAGCGGACACGAUGAGGUGUACACGUUAAUCGUCUCACUUCAAGGUCAGGGAGAUGAAGCAGAUCAAACAGCGGGUCACAGUGACCCAACACCCUUAAGACGACCUCAGACAGCCGGGCGCGUGCGGUCAGCAGCCGAUGGUAUGCGAGUUCAAAGCCGCCAGGAGAGCAGAAGGAUGAGUUCUACGUCAUCAGCAGACGACACAGUUCUGGCAAUACGGAACCCGGUCAGUGCCAGCACAGAACUGGCAGAACGGCGGGAAACCUGGCUGACGUUUGACAUGGCAGCAGACGAGAUUGAUUCUGACCUAUUUGUCCAUGGCACCACGCUUGGAGCCCGAAGUUCAGACGAGAGUGACGACACAGUAGAUGAUGAUCUGGACGAUGACGUCAUCGUGGAUUAUGACGAAGAUGAAAUUGUACCAACCGGUGACAACCUUUCAGAUUAAAUGACCCCACCAAGUGACCCCAUCAAGUGACGUCACCAAGUGACGCCACCAACUGACGUCACCAACUGACGUCACCAAGUGACGCCACCAACUGACGUCACCACACGACCAACUCAAAUGGAAACGUAGUCUGACAUCAAUAAAGUUGUAC